Messenger RNA from Vicugna pacos (alpaca), 1945 nucleotides. It is a transcript of the gene C1GALT1C1, whose product is annotated as C1GALT1 specific chaperone 1. Lineage: Eukaryota; Metazoa; Chordata; Mammalia; Artiodactyla; Camelidae. Gene Ontology annotation, molecular function: N-acetylgalactosaminide beta-1,3-galactosyltransferase activity. The record is from RefSeq and is a predicted model, not a curated record.
GCGGAGGGCUCCUUUGCCCCGCCCCUCUGCCGGCGCCGUCGUGGCGUCCACUUCCUGGCCCUCCCCACCUUCAGCGAGACCAACGAGAGGACACCGCCUGCAUCUAGAGCAGCCUGACAGGAACGUAACCGAGUGGCGCGCGAACGUGAGACGAAAACCGUGCGCGGCUGCGCUUUCCCGCCCCUGAGCCGUUCUAGACGCGGGGAAAAUGCUUUCUGAAAGCAGUUCGUUUUUGAAGGGUGUAAUGCUCGGAAGCAUUUUCUGUGCCUUGAUCACUAUGCUAGGACACAUUAAGAUUGGUCAUGGAAAUAGAAUGCACGACCACAAGCAUCAUCACCUGCAAGCUCCUAAUAAAGAAGAUAUCUUGAAAAUUUCAGAGGAUGAACGCAUGGAGCUCAGUAAGAGCUUUCAGGUAUACUGUAUCAUCCUUGUAAAACCCAAAGAUGUGAGUCUCUGGGCUGCAGUGAAGGAGACUUGGACCAAACACUGUGACAAAGCAGAGUUCUUCAGUUCUGAAAAUGUUAAAGUGUUUGAGUCAAUUAACAUGGAAACAAAUGACAUGUGGUUAAUGAUGAGAAAAGCUUACAAAUACGCCUUUGAUAAAUAUAGAGACCAAUACAACUGGUUCUUCCUUGCACGCCCUACUACAUUUGCUAUUAUUGAAAACUUAAAGUACUUUUUGUUAAAAAAGGAUCCAUCACAACCUUUCUAUCUAGGCCACACUGUGAAAUCUGGAGACCUUGAAUAUGUGAGUGUGGAAGGAGGAAUUGUCUUAAGUAUAGAAUCGAUGAAAAGACUUAACAGCCUUCUCAGUGUACCAGAGAAGUGUCCUGAACAGGGAGGGAUGAUUUGGAAGAUAUCUGAAGAUAAGCAGUUAGCAGUCUGCCUGAAAUAUGCUGGAGUAUUUGCAGAAAAUGCAGAAGAUUCUGAAGGAAAAGAUGUAUUUAAUACCAAAUCUGUUGGGCUUUUUAUUAAAGAGGCAAUGACUAAUCAACCCAACCAAGUAGUAGAAGGAUGUUGUUCAGAUAUGGCUGUUACUUUUAAUGGACUGACUCCUAAUCAGAUGCAUGUGAUGAUGUAUGGGGUAUACCGUCUUAGGGCAUUUGGGCAUAUUUUCAAUGAUGCAUUGGUUUUCCUACCUCCAAAUGGUUCUGACAAUGACUGAAAAGUGAAACAAGAGUGUGUAUAUAUGAUCAUUGUAUAGGACACGUGUUGUCAUUAUUUGUAGUAACAGCUACAUAUCCAACACAGAAAUAUGUUUCUUUUUCAGUUUGGUAGCACUGGUUUAUUCACACAUGGAAGUUUAUUAGUAUAUUUUUAAAUAGGGCAGGGGUUUUUUUCCUUAAAACUCAUGCAAAUUUCAGGUGUGUUGGAAAGAAAUGUUAAAAGAAUAAUAAUUUUACAAAUAAAGGAUAUAUUUAUAAUGUAUUUAUGUGAUAAAUUCUAAAUUAUGAACAUUAAAAAUCCGUGUGGCACUUAUUUUUGCUGAUCGAUUAAAAAUGUGGCAUGUCUUACUAGCUUUCUAAGAUAUGCAAAUAAAAUCUCUAGUUGUGAAUUUGUGAUUAAAGUAAAACUUUUCACUCUGUGUUUCUGUUACUUCUAAUGUUGGUUUAUGUUCUAAGCCUCCACAAGUGCCAGUGGAUUUGCUUUCUUCAAAAUACACAACCAAGCAAUAAAGGAAAUGUUCCCAGCCAGUAUUAAAGUGAAAUUUAAAAUCUAUCCCUGAGAGGAAAAGUGAAAAUUACUUAUAAAGGUUAAUAAUUUUCCUGGGAGCUAAUUUAGUGGCAUUACUCAGCACACACAAUUUCAUUGUAAUUCUCUGUACUUCUCUAUGAUGAUACUGAAAUUGAAGUGGUGACUGUAAAGAAUGUAACAUCAUCUGUGUUGUUUCCCAGUUAAUCUGGCUCUCAGCUGUGGCUUGGAUAAAAGUAUAUCAAUUGAGAUU